AUGGGGGACCUGCCGGGUGUAGUGCGCCUCUCCAUUGCGCUGCGCAUCCAGCCCAACGACGGCCCCGUCUUCUUCAAGGUGGACGGGCAGCGCUUCGGCCAGAACCGCACCAUCAAGCUGCUCACCGGCUCCUCCUACAAGGUGGAGGUGAAGAUUAAGCCCACCACGCUGCAAGUCGAGAACAUUUCCAUUGGUGGUGUGGUUGUCCCACUGGAGCUGAAGUCUAAAGAGCCUGAUGGGGACAGAAUUGUUUAUACGGGCACAUAUGACACAGAAGGUGUGGCCCCAACCAAGAGUGGAGAGCGACAACCCAUCCAGAUCACAAUGCCGUUCACGGACAUUGGGACCUUCGAGACGGUGUGGCAAGUCAAGUUCUACAAUUACCACAAGCGAGAUCACUGCCAAUGGGGAAGCCCCUUCUCUGUCAUUGAGUAUGAAUGCAAGCCCAAUGAGACACGCAGCCUCAUGUGGGUGAACAAGGAGUCCUUCCUCUGAAGAUGGCUCUUUCUGAUGUUGCUGGACAAUCUCUUCAACAAUCUACUUUCAGAUAACCCAGCACAAGCCUUCGCCAAGGCACAUGACACCAUUGCUGUUUCCCUUCGGGUGCUGAUGACCUACUGGCCCCGAUUACUUUGAAAGUGUAAUUCCCUUCUGAUGCCAUGUCCCUGACAUAAGAGAUUGUGGUGUACCAUCCCCAAGAAGAUCCCUUGCUGUGUUCUGUGUUGGUGUUCCUGCAUCCAGUUGUUCCUGGUCAUGCCGUCGACCGCUUGAGAGGAGCUCAGUGGAAUUGGCAGACGUAUCCCAUUCCUCAUAAUUCCACUGAAUGACUGUGGUGUUUUGUUUCCACAUUGAGUGAUUCCCCUCCCCCCCUUUUUUUCUGUUAAAUGCUAAAUAAAAAAUGUAACAACGUGUGUGGGUUCUCUCCCAAGUGUGAUAUGGUAACAUGUAACUUGCGGUGUUGUCCAGCCCCCAAGGCAGGCUUGGUGAUAAUAUAAGACACGCAGCAGUAAGUGGGACUCAGGUGUUGUGCUCGUAUAAAUGGCUCAGCUUCUUCAGGGAACAACCAUGACAAUAAAAGGGCAAAUAUUUAAGAAGUAUUUAUAACACCUUAAAACUCUUUCAAGUAGCUUAAGGUAUUAUAUUGUGGCCUAGUAGAAAUGGGAAAAGGCCUGGCUGGGGUCCACUGUUAAACAAGAUGACAGAAGUUGUAGGGUUACCUUUUUGGCAAGCUGCCAUAACGUUCAAACAUGCAUAUGAUGGCACCCCUCCGUUCCCCUUCCCUUGAACUUUGUAAAACUGUGUAUGGAACUGUAAUGAACUUUUGAUAUUUCUUAAUAAAGGUAUUGAAAAUCA
This is a messenger RNA of Mustela lutreola (European mink), 1353 nucleotides long. RefSeq names its product cannabinoid receptor interacting protein 1 (gene CNRIP1). The coding region runs from base 1 to 495 and encodes 164 amino acids. The transcript is spliced from 3 exons. Gene Ontology annotation, biological process: negative regulation of signaling receptor activity. The record is from RefSeq and is a predicted model, not a curated record. Gene Ontology annotation, cellular component: plasma membrane. Lineage: Eukaryota; Metazoa; Chordata; Mammalia; Carnivora; Mustelidae. Gene Ontology annotation, molecular function: type 1 cannabinoid receptor binding.